AUGCGGCUGCUUUACAGUACGUCCUUCAUCGGCCUGGCCUUCGCCGGGCCUGUCGCUGACAAAGCGCUAGAGAGAGUCAACGUGGUUUGUGAUGGCGUUAAGGACCCCAAGCUUGACAUUGAUGUUGAAGAUAAGAAGAAGGCUCUCGAUAAAUUCGUUGGUACCAACGUCAUUGAGAUGGUCAUAACCGACGAGCGAUGUCACAGUGACAACGACGACAUCUUGCAAGAGUGCAUUGACGAUAAGCGUGGUGAUUUCCAGUCCGCAGCUAAUCGUGUCGGUGGAGGCUUCACCCUCGCCUUCCUACUGCUUAUUAGCUGGAUCAUUGUUCUGCCCUGUUUCUUGUGCCGCUGUUGGAGGAAGGCCUGUUGUUGGUUCUGUCUCGGCGAGUCCAAGCAUGGUCUCCGCACGCCUAAGCAGACGAUUCGAUUCGCCUUCAUCAUCAUCGGCCUGCUCCUCGCACUAGGCCUCCUCAUCGCUGGCUCGGUCGCCAUCGCCUUGCAGGACACUAUGAGUAGCGGUGCCGAUGGAACCUUCUGUGAGGUGUAUAAGCUUGCUAACAACUCUCUCAACGGUUACCCUGGCGGAGAGUCUACUAUGGCGAAUGAUGAUCCCUUCAUUGGCCUCAUUCCUAUGAUAGACUCGGUCAAGGACAUCGUCGAGGAGGUAAACCCUAAUGGCAGUGGAGAGCUCAUGCCUGGCGUGGAGAACAUCCUACAACAGACCCGCACCCUGGACCGCGCUGUCGCUGACCUUACUGGUUCGUUGGAGAACAUGCUCGCAACCUUAGGGAAACCGGAGAACAUUCGUGUUGGCGAAUACACCUGUGUCUUCUGUGAUGCAUGCUGCGGGGGGCCGAACCCUUUAGUUGCCCAAGUCCUGGAUGAACUCAAGGGAAGUGCCGCCGGAGCACUCAACGAAGCCCGAGAUAGGGUUCGACAAGAGCUCUACGGUCAGAACCUCGCGACCCUUUAUGAGGAGGCUUCGUCGGCUAUACAGCCACUUGACGAAUUCCGUGACGUCUUUGAGGAUAAUAUCGGUGACGCACUCAUCAACAACGAGCAGGACAUACGCGAUGUGUUGGACAUUAUCAGCUCCGCCACACUCGGAUGGGCUGCCGGAGUCUUCCUCCCCAUACUGGCCUUCAUCCUCGUCAUUAUCGCAGGCUGCUUCAGGAAGCCCCCGGAGGAUCACACUGACAAGGUCAUGAUUCUGGCCUACUUUGAGGGUUCUAUCUGCAUGAUCAUACAUGACGUCCCUAAGAUCAUCAGCAUGUACGACGACAUUCAAGGCUUCACAAAUCGGGAUGGUCCGGUUCGUCAACUCCUGCCGUCCCUGCCCUCUCCACCUUCCGGCCGUUACCUUGCUUCCGAAGCCGAUGACGUUAAACAGUUCAUUGGUACAUGUUUGGACCCGGCCGGCAACGGUGACAUUUUGUCUGCUAUUACGGUGAGCGAUGGAAAGACCCUCCGAGACACGUUUAACGUUGAGGAGUUCAUAUAUAUCCCCUACUUCUGGUACUACAACAUAGCCAUGUAUAAAUAG
This is a messenger RNA of Perkinsus marinus ATCC 50983, 1545 nucleotides long. RefSeq lists its product as hypothetical. Bases 1 to 1545 code for a protein of 514 amino acids. Lineage: Eukaryota; Perkinsozoa; Perkinsida; Perkinsidae. The transcript has 14 exons. The record is from RefSeq and is a predicted model, not a curated record.